Coffea arabica (coffee) is the source of this 1109-nucleotide messenger RNA. RefSeq lists its product as uncharacterized. The record is from RefSeq and is a predicted model, not a curated record. NCBI's taxonomy places the organism in Eukaryota, Viridiplantae, Streptophyta, Magnoliopsida, Gentianales, Rubiaceae.
GCGCUAAACAAAGGACUAUUUAUUCGGCAUUCCCCACCAAAAAAACAAGCAUUGUUCCCUCUGUGAAAUGCUGAUGACUGAAGAAUGAGAAGCAGGGGACAGAUAUGGGGCCUAUUCUCAAAGCGAUUCAGACGCUUUCAAAGCAGACCCUUUUGCACCAACAAGCCCUCCAACGCUAACAACAAGAAUGGCACUAAUAUUAUUAUCAAGGAGGAGGCUAAUGCUGCUGAUGAGGCUUCUUCUUCAUCUAUAAGCCGACAAGAUGCCUAUAAAGAGCUGGAAAACCUCAACUUCAUGACUGCUGCGAAGAUUCUCUUUACCACUCCCCCCAAAAACAAGAAAUUUGGGCUUGACUUCCAUCUGGUACAACUCUUCUUUGCCUGCUUGCCAUCACUGGCUGUGUAUUUUGUGGCUCAGUAUGCUCGCUCAGAAAUGAGAAGAAUGGAUGCGGAACUGGAGGUGAAAAAAAAAGCUGAAGAAGAGGCAAAAGCAACAGAGAAGGCUGCCGAAGAACAAGAAAUGACAUCUGAUCCACAGCUUUUGGCAGUAAAGGUGAGACUAGAUAAGCUGGAAGAGACGGUGAAAGAAAUUGUGGUGGAAUCAAAGAAAAAAUCAGCCGAUCCCAGAGAUAAGGGUCAGGUUGAUGAUGGUGGAAGAAAGCAACCAACAAUGGUUAAACCCAACAAUAGCGCAGGAGAUGCCAGCUCUUUUAAUGCUGCUAAGGGCAGCCCCAGCAAAGAGGCUGGCGAGGGUAGGACACCAUCCACAGCACUCACUGAUGCUUCGCAGGGUGAUCAAAAGUCCAGCAAAAACUACGAGCCCUCUUCUGAUGUAAAGAAGUGAAGAGCGAUUAGAUUGAAUUUUGAUCAGAUUUGUCAAGCCUUUUUAUACAUGGGCAAAAAACAUUUUUGCAGCAAGAAUUGGAUGGAAAUUCGGAGACUUGUAAGAGCCGGAGAGGUAAUGAGCAUAUGUGUCAAUUGCUCGGAUAGAUUGACAAGUAAUCAUUUUUGAGGGACCAAUGCUGUACGAUCACUGGAACGCCAACCCAGGCGGGCUUUAGACAUCUAGAAUCUUGAAUUUCUUGGAGGCUCUACAUGGAGCAGUUUUGG